AUGAGUUAUCGAGGACGCGGACGAGGCCGAGGCGGCUACAACAAUAGCGGCGGCCGCGACAACAACAACAACAGCAACAACAGCAAUCUGACGGACAUUGAGGUCCGAGGGUGGACGAACGCGCCUAAGGACGAUCUUGUACGGUUUCUCCAGGACAAGGGCGGGUUCCGGUUGCAGAACCCGUACGUGGAUGGCGACGUGAUCAAGGCCCGAGUCAAAAACACGGACGCCCGUGCGAUUGGACAAUGGUCCGGGCGCCGGUUUGCAGGCCAGGCUCUGCAAAUCACAGUCAAAGAUGGACCCUCGGCUGCUGCGCAGUCCACGAUCGAAACGCUCAAACGGUUCCUUGAAAGCAGAUACAGCGCCGAGGACAAGCUGCUGAACCUUGCAGGCAUGGGCCAGGACCAGUAUCUGAUUGAGAAUGGCCUUUUGGCCACCACUGAGCGAGGAUCAAAGAUGUUUCUGGCGCUGCUCAAGAUUGCAGGCGACACCUACCCCGUGGUGGACUCGGUGGAUCUGGGCCACAACAGCAUCAGCGACAUUGCCGGCAUCACGACGCUGUCUCAGACGUAUCCGGAGCUUAAGAACCUGUCGCUAGCCAACAACCAGAUUGCCCGCAUCACCGACCUCGAGUCGUGGAGACACAAGUUCAAGUCGCUGCGAGAAUUGGUCCUUGUGGGCAACCCCAUCACCAACCAACCCGACUACCAGCAGCAGGUGGCGCAGCUGUUCCCCAGGCUCAUUGUUCUGGACAGCCAUGUGAUUCGAGACGAGUCGCAGAUUGGAAAAGUCAAGUACCCCAUCCCUCUACGGCAAACGUUUUUUGAAAAUGACAACAUCCAGCAAAUGGUCGGCGGCUUUCUCGCCAACUACUUCCAGCUCUACGACACAGACCGACAGCAGCUGUUGCAGCUGUACGACCCACAAUCGACUUUCUCGGUCGCCAUCUGCUCAAACACACCCCGAACAAUGGUCAAGGGUCUCGGUCAGCCUCCCUGGGGCCAAUACAUUCCGCUGUCACGAAACAUGACCAAGGUGACCACAGCCUCGGCUCGAACCAACCGACUCUAUGUGGGUCCUGAACAGAUUGGAAGAGCCUUUACUCGCCUGCCUAAGACGAAACACGAUCUCGGAGACCCCUCAAAGUUUGCCAUUGACGCAUGGACUCUCAAUGGUGUGCGAGAGCCGCAAGACACAGCCAUUUUUGCGUCUGUGCACGGCGAGUACGAGGAAAACAUGAUUGGCAACAAGAGCGACACCCGGUCGUUCGACAGAACGUUUGUGCUUCUCCCUGGCCCCAACGGAAGUAUGAUCAUCGCCUCCGAUACUCUCAUGGUCAGAUCCUACGCCGGAAAAGACGGAUGGACCAGUGCAGCCAUGACUGGAGCAACUGGUGGAGCUCCUGGGGACGACUUUGCCGGUCUCAACCCCGAUCAGGCUCUCAUUGUCAGACAGCUCAUGGAAGCCACCCGUCUAAAUGCAAGGUACGCGCGAAUGUGUGCUGAGCAGGCCGGAUUUGUUCCGGAACAGACCAUGGCAUUGUUCAAACAGGCCCAGGAGGGAGGCUCGUUGCCCCCAGAUGCGUUUAUGUCUUAA
Yarrowia lipolytica CLIB122 is the source of this 1596-nucleotide messenger RNA. RefSeq lists its product as uncharacterized. Gene Ontology annotation, biological process: poly(A)+ mRNA export from nucleus. Lineage: Eukaryota; Fungi; Ascomycota; Dipodascomycetes; Dipodascales. Gene Ontology annotation, molecular function: protein binding; RNA binding. The record is from RefSeq and is a predicted model, not a curated record. Gene Ontology annotation, cellular component: nucleus.